This is a messenger RNA of Cyphellophora attinorum, 1824 nucleotides long. RefSeq names its product Arylacetonitrilase. Lineage: Eukaryota; Fungi; Ascomycota; Eurotiomycetes; Chaetothyriales; Cyphellophoraceae. The transcript is spliced from 3 exons. Gene Ontology annotation, molecular function: 1,3-beta-glucanosyltransferase activity; glucan endo-1,3-beta-D-glucosidase activity. The coding region runs from base 1 to 1824 and encodes 607 amino acids. Gene Ontology annotation, biological process: cell wall organization; carbohydrate metabolic process. Gene Ontology annotation, cellular component: cell surface; fungal-type cell wall; extracellular region. The record is from RefSeq and is a predicted model, not a curated record.
AUGAGGUUCACUUCAAUUCUGUGUCUGGCGGCCGCUGUCUCGAGUGCCAGUGCCGCAUUCAGAGGCUUUAACGUUGCGGGUCAUCUGGCUAGUGGUCAAUGCCGGAGCGAGAAUGACUGGCAACUAGCCUUCGAGCGACUCGCUACAUUGCCUGGAGGCUUCAAGAAUGUCCGCUUAUAUGCCUCAGGUGACUGCAAUACUCUCGAGAAUGCAGUGCCCGCCGCUAUACGGACUGGCACCAAGCUACUUGUCGGAGUCUGGACACAGGAUGCAGCCCACUUCGACUCCGAGAAGCAGGCAUUGUUACGAGCUGUGCAGGAGUACGAAUCUGAGUGGAUCUUGGCGGUGUCCGUGGGAUCAGAGGAUCUGUACAGGAAGGAGACCGACCCGAACUACCUUGCUCAGCAGAUCUGGGAUGUGAGAGGAAUGCUUUGGAGCGUGGGCGCUUCUCCCACGAUUGGUCACGUCGACACAUGGACGGCCUGGAUCGAUCCCAAUAAUAAGCCCGUCAUUGAUGCUGUCGAUUGGCUCGGGAAUGAUGCCUAUGCAUACUUCGAGGGUAAGGGCAUUGCAAAUGGCGAAGCGAAAGAUGCGUACUACGCUGCUCACGAUCGAGUCGUUGCAGUUUCUGGCGGCAAAGAGGUCUGGACCACCGAAACCGGCUGGCCUAUCAAGGGAGACACAAUCGGCAGUGCUCAAGCGCCCUACCAUCCGCGCAGCAGCAAUCCAAGCUGCACUUACAACAGCAUCACCGAUACCGUGACCAAGACCUGCUCCCUGAUCGCCGAAGCCGCCUCCAAAGGAGUGCAGCUGCUUGCCUUUCCCGAGGCCUGGCUUGGGUCGGGCUACCCGCUGUGGAUCUGGGGUAAGUAUGGGUACAGGUCGGAGGGAGAGGGUGUUGUCGAUAGUCCGGAUGAGGAUGUGACAGCAGGGCAGCGGGGUUUGAAGGAUCUCUUCGUGCGGAACAGUAUUGAAGUGGGUAGUGAUGAGGGGAGGGGUCAUCUGGCGCAGAUAGGGGAGUGUGCGAGGAAGAAGGGUAUCGUUGUGGCGUUGGGUAUUUCUGAACGUCUGAGGGAGCGAGAUGGAGAGUGGAAGCUGUACAUUGGCCAGAUCUUGAUUGAUGCGGAGGUUGAGGUCAGGUUGAGGCGACACAAGCUGCGUGCGUUUGGGCUGGAGAGAGCAUUGUUCGGCGACGGCGGUGGAUUGGACGGUGAUCUGCAAAACGUGGGCGAAGUUGACCUCAAGAGUGAGAGCGACAAGGCCAGAGGCAGGGUUGGGAUGCUAAGCUUUGGUGAACACUAUCAUCCGCUCAUCAACUUCAACACGUUCUCCCGAAACGAGCAGAUUCACGUCGCUGCUUGGCCGCCCGUAGCACCACAUCCUGGGAGUCCAGUUCCAUGUUCAAUGUGCGACGAAGGUACGGCCGACGCAGCCCUUACCAUCCACCCCAUCACAACUCCAACUCGUCUACUGACUCCUUCCACAGCAGUAGCAGCGCUUUCCCGCACCUACGCCACGACCUCGCAAACCUUCGUCCUGCACAGCACUUCCAUAAUCACCGACCCUUCUACGCCAAUAACCAUGGGCACGACCGCGCCACAUAGCAUCGUCUUCGACACCACUGGUGGCGGAAACGCACGCAUCUUCGCGCCCGAUGGGAGACGAUUGACAACGGACCUGGGCUGCGUAGAGGAGGGGAUGGUCGUGGCUGACUUGGAGCUCGGAUGGUGCGAGAUGGCGAGAGGGAUGUUGGACUGUCGGAACGGAGAGACUGCCAUGGGAAUGGGGGAUCUGUUGAAGUUAGUGAGGGUCAGACAGGCAUGA